Messenger RNA from Diaporthe batatas, 903 nucleotides. RefSeq lists its product as uncharacterized. The transcript has a single exon. Bases 1 to 903 code for a protein of 300 amino acids. The record is from RefSeq and is a predicted model, not a curated record. Gene Ontology annotation, cellular component: extracellular region. NCBI's taxonomy places the organism in Eukaryota, Fungi, Ascomycota, Sordariomycetes, Diaporthales, Diaporthaceae.
AUGAAGUCCCUCUCCAUCCUUGCCCUCACCGGCGCGAUAGCCGUGAUGGCCGCCCCCGUGCCUAUCGAGCGCCGCCAGGCCGACAAGAUCAAGGCGGCCCUCGCACCCGUCAUGUCAUCGCUCAAGGAUCUCGACACGGCCAUCAAAGGCCUGACGACAGACCCAAACACCGCCGCGCCCAUCCUGAGCACGUCACAGGCGGCGUCCAAGGCCCUCUCCGGCGCAGCCACCAAGAUCAACGCCGCCGACGACCUGGGGUUGUUCGGCUCCCUGGGCCUGCAGCAGACGGGAACCGACCUCGCCACGCAGGUGCAGACCACCAUCGGCGACCUCACGGCCAAGAAGCCCGUGCUCGACAUGCUCGGCGUGACCCCGAUCGCCCUGAUGACCCUGCAGCAGCAGAAGACCGACAGCGGCGGCCUCAGCGAGGCCCUGCUGAGCAAGGUGCCCGCCAUCGCGAGGCCCAUCGCCGGGCAGAGUACCGACAUGAUCAGCAAGGCACUGGAUGACGGCAUCGCGGCCCUUUCGGCCGGUGCCAAAACACCUGCGCCCGCGGCCGGAGCCGGAGCCGCAAAGCCUGCAGGAGGCGCCGCGCCCGCCGCCCCAGCGACUGGGGCCGGAGCAGCGAAGCCAGCAGGAGGAGCAGCGCCCGCCGCCCCCGCGACUGGAGCUGGAGCGACUGAAGGGGCCGGAGCUGCGAAGCCAGCCGGAGGAGCCGCCCCUGCCACCCCUGCGACUGGAGCUGGAGAGGCUACGGGGGCUGGGGCAGCGAAGCCAGCAGGAGAAGCGGCCCCUGCCACCCCUGCGACUGGAGCUGGGGCAGCGACUGCUACCGGUGCGGCGGAAGGGGCAGGCGGUGCAGGAGGAGCUAAGAACGGCGGUGAUGCUGACGAAGAAAAAUGA